Pristis pectinata (smalltooth sawfish) is the source of this 2490-nucleotide messenger RNA. RefSeq names its product interferon regulatory factor 8-like. Gene Ontology annotation, cellular component: nucleus. Gene Ontology annotation, molecular function: DNA-binding transcription factor activity, RNA polymerase II-specific; protein binding; RNA polymerase II cis-regulatory region sequence-specific DNA binding. Lineage: Eukaryota; Metazoa; Chordata; Chondrichthyes; Rhinopristiformes; Pristidae. The coding region runs from base 390 to 1679 and encodes 429 amino acids. The transcript has 9 exons. The record is from RefSeq and is a predicted model, not a curated record. Gene Ontology annotation, biological process: immune system process; regulation of transcription by RNA polymerase II.
CGAGUCUAUAAACAGGAGCGGGGGCGGCGGCGGCGGCACUCGGAGCGGAGCCGGACCCGGAGCGGAGCCGGACCCGGAGCGGAGCCGGACCCGGAGCGGAGCCGGAGCAGGAGCAGGACCCGGAGCGGAGCCGGAGCCGGACCCGGAGCAGGAGCAGGACCCGGAGCCGGAGCCGGAGCCGGACCCGGAGCGGAGCCGGACCCGGAGCGGAGCCGGACCCGGAGCGGAGCCGGAGCGGAGCAGGACCCGGACCCGGAGCAGGAGCAGGACCCGGAGCCGGAGCCGGAGCCGGACCCAGAGUAGGAUCCGGAGCCGGAGCGGCAGGAGCGGGACCCGGAGCAGGACCCGGAGCCGGAGCGGGGUCCGGGCACCAGCGCACAGGUCACGCCAUGUCAGGCCGCCCGAGGUCGACCCGGAAGUUAAAACAAUGGAUGAUAGAGCAGGUGGACGGCGGGCAGUGCCCCGGCCUGGUCUGGGAGGACCGCAAGCUCGGAAUGUUCCGGAUCCCCUGGAAGCACGCGGGCAAGCAGGACUACAGGCACGAUGAGGACGCCGCCAUCUUCAAGGCGUGGGCCAAGUUUAAGGGGAAAUACAAGGAGGGGGACAAGGUCGACCCCGCCAGCUGGAAGACGCGGAUGAGGUGCGCGCUGAACAAGAGCAGUGAGUUCGAGGAAGUCCCGCAGAGGUCCCAGCUGGACAUCUCCGAACCCUACAAAGUCUACCGGAUCAUCGAGGGCAACGGGGAGAAAAGAAAGGCGUCGCCGACGCUGAGCCUGGAUUCGGUGAAGGUGAAGCAGGAGAAAGAACCGAGGGAGGACCGGUCAGGAUCCACCUCCCCCGUCCUGCCCGGCAGUGGGCCCAAGGCAGAGGAGAACGACAGUGGCUGCGAUCCCAGCUCUGGAUCUGAGAUGUCGGCGCAGGAGGAUGGCUCCAACGAGAGCACAUUACUUGGAUGCAGCCUGAAUCCCACCUUGGAAGAUUCGACCAACUACCUGAUCAGCAACGUCGCUCCCAUGUCGCCAAACAUCGUGGAGACAGAGCCCAACGCCAUGUUCGUGUCCUUCCGGUACGGCAGCGUGGAGGUGAGCAGCGCGGUGACCCGGCACGGCUGCAAGAUCUCGUCGGUGGUCCCCCGGCCAGGGGGCGAGUCGUCCUUCGGCUCCCAGGCCCUGGAGAAGCUGUGCUUCCCGCCCGCCUCCUGCGUCGGGGACCCCGUGAAGCGGCGCGCCACCGAGGAGCUGCUCUCCUUCCUGGAGCGCGGGCUGAUGCUGGACAGCAACGCCCACGGGAUCUUCGCACAGCGGCUGUGCCAGGGCCGCGUCUUCUGGACCGGCCCCGGGGCCUCCCAGCCGGGACGUCCCAACAAACUGGAGCGGGACAGGGUGGAGAAGCUGUUCGACCGCAACGUCUUUGAGGAGGAGUUGGAGCGGUACCGGCAGGGUCUGGGGGUGCUGCCCCAGCACCAGGUGACCCUGUGCUUCGGCGAGGAGCUGAGCGACAGCGAGACCACCGACAAGAAGCUCAUCACCGUGCAGGUGCACCAGGUGGCCGCCAAGCGGCUGCUGGACCGGGAGCUGGAGAUCCAGAACGCCUCCUUCCUCCUGCUGGAGCCUCUGACCGGAGCCAGCUUUAGCCAUGCCCUGCAGCAGGCCGCCGACGGCCUCUUUGGCAUCUCGUAGGGGUGGGGGGGGGGGGGCGCCCGUGCAGCUCCUGUGCCUGGACCCUGGGGGUGUGGGUGGGUGGGGGAAGGCGAGAGAGCGCCAACGUGGGUCCCUCUCAGCUGGGGCUUGGGCCUCAUGGCCCCAUUGGCCUCCUCCCCCCCCCCGCCCCCCCCCCCCCAACCAGACCUUGUUACAACCCACCCCCCGACCCCAGGUCUGGCCCUCGUCACCUCUGACCCCACUACCCCCCUCCCACCCAAAACCUGGGCCAUUCCCCUCCCCUCCAGGCUCCAGAGGGGGAAGUGGGGGCAGAAGUUGGGACCAAGUGAGUGCCUUCUCCCCCUUUUUAAAAAUAAAAGCCCCCCCCCGGGGUCUCCGUGCUGCCGGCCGGCACGUGGAGGAGAGGACGAGCUGGGCGGCUCUCGGGGGGAGAGAAGUUCAGGAGGUUGCCCCCCCCCGCACACAUACACGCAUGCUGAGCCUGACCUCUCGCGCCUGCCCCACCCCUCCCGGGACAGGAGGGCUCGACUGGCCGAGUCCACCCCGUUUCGUCCACCACCCCCCCCCCCCCCCCCCCCCCCCAACAGCCAACGACCUGUGAGAUUUGGGUCCAAACCCUCUCCUAGGGGGUCGGGAACUCCCGGCGACCGGAUCACAUCCCCGGGGGUCGAUCCGCGCCAUUCUCCUGAGGUUACCCCCUGACCUCCCUGCCCCCUCCCCCACUCGCCUCAUGUUUGUGUGUGUGUGUGUGUGUGUUGUGUGUGUGUGUGGGGUUGGAGGGGGGUCAUUUGGGGGACCGGGGCGGUUGUAUAAUAAUGUGAAGCCUGUA